AUGUCAGAUCGUGUUCGCGAUGAAUACGUUAUUGUGCGAAGUCAAAAACAAAAGAGGCAGCCACAAGUUGUCGUUUCGGAUCAAGAAGAGUAUUGUGGUGAUGAGCCGGUAUCAAGACGAAUUGUAAAAACAAAACAACCCGCACAUCAAAUAAAAUAUGUUUCAGCAGAUGAAUCCUAUCGCCGUUAUCAAUCGAGUGGAACAAACGACAGAGAACGUGUUCAUGUUCGAAAAACAAGAAAUGGUGAAAAAGUUUUAGUUGACGAUGACGAUAAUGUCAUAAAAGUAUUGCGUGAUUCGACACCAGAAUUCGAGAGACGACAAAUGGUCUGGUAUGAGACACCCAAUGAACGUUCGAUUGUAAGAGAACCGAAGAAAAAAAUUGAACAAAGUCGCCCAAAAAUAAAAGGUAUCUAUCAUGGUGAUGAAUCAACAAAAGUCGUUCGAAAAGUUAUUUUUGAUCCAACGACGGGCGAUAAACAAACAGUGUAUGAAAAAGAAAAACCUAAAAAACAAGUUGUAAUACAGCGAGAUGAUUCAGACGACGACGAACAAAAACAGUACGUACGCGUUGUACAAAGACGAGCGGAUCUCUCGCCAAGGCGGGAAGCAAAAUAUGUCGUCUAUAAAGAUCACGAUGAACCACAAUACACAAUGUCAUCAUCUUGCUCAUCAGGUCACAGAAAAAAUAGUCAGAUUAUCUAUGAAGCGCCGAAAAAGACAUCGUACAUGUAUUCAGCUAGUAGAAAAUAUUAUAAAUAA
This is a messenger RNA of Didymodactylos carnosus, 762 nucleotides long. Lineage: Eukaryota; Metazoa; Rotifera; Eurotatoria; Philodinida; Philodinidae. The record is from the annotation of a GenBank genome assembly.